UACUGGAUCACUGUGUUGGUGCGCCCCGCGCCGUGGAGGAACCUGCUCUGUGGAUGGAUGCGCACGGGAUGCUCCUUCCUGCACUUGUAUCGCGCGCAACAAAAAGUCGAAACCUUUAAAGGAACAAAAAGCUUGAGCCGUGUCUCAUCAUGAGGUGCUCCUGGGUGGCUUUCGCCUCACACUUUGUUCUGCUGCCAAUAUCAGUUUUGUGCCGGCCGGUCAUCUACCCCAGCGGGCCCCACGUAGUCGUUCCCAUGGGGGGAAGGCUGGAGCUGCGUUGCCAUGACAAUGACACGACAUCUGCCUCUCCGUCCGCGGUGAGGUGGCAGGGGGAGAGAGUUCGCAGAUUGGAGGAAGAGGUGGAGGAGGGCAGAGUGGCCUACAUCAAUGUGAAUAAGGCACAGGGCCACCACAUGGGUCGCUAUGUGUGCGUCAACAAUAGCACGCUGGAACACAGCUCCAUCUACGUAUAUGUCAGAGAACGGCAGAGCGCCUUCCACCCCACCAUUGUGAACGAUAUCCUGGUCCGCGAAGGAGAUAACUGCACCAUCCCUUGUCUUGUGACCAACCCCGAGGUGACCCUGCUAGCCUUGGAGACGUGCGAUGAAAAACCUUUGCCCGAGGGCAUUAGUUACCACAGUGACCUGCAGCGAGGGGUCACCUUCAGCAGCGUCACGAAGGAGUACGUGGGCUGCUUCGUGUGUGCGGGACAGCUCGCUGGGCAUAAAGUGAAGUCACGCCAAUACACGGUGGACGUACUACUUGUGCCAAAGGUGCCUCCAGGGAUCACGUUAUCCCACAAAGAAACAGUCAUCCUCAGGAGGGGAGAGCUGUUUUACAUUACCUGUAGCUCCAACAACGUCAACCCGAACUUCAGUGUCAAAUGGGAUUUCCCUUCAACAGCGCACCCUGAUGAAUCCAACACCUCACACAUCCUGUCCGAUUUCCGUGGUUACCAGCGUGGCACCUCGCUCUUGAUCACAGCUGUCAACCAAUCAGACGCGGGCAUUUACCGCUGUCGCGCCCACAACGAGAGAGGCACCAGUGCCACAUCGCUGCAGCUGGACGUCCGGGAUCAGGGGUACAUCACCAUGUUAGGAAGCCCAGGUCCGAUCCAGGCCGAAGUCAAAGAGGGGGAGAGCCUGAGCCUCAGAGUGGAAUUCAAUGCCUACCCCGCCCCCAGCUCCCUGACGUGGGCACACAACGGCAAACGGCUCCUCAACACCACAGAGCACAUCAUCACCAUCCACCGCGGCAAAUACAGACUCAUCAGCGAGCUGCGGCUCGUCAGGGUCUUCCGCUCGGAGGGCGGGAUCUAUAAGGUCUCGGCCAGCCACGAGGACGCGGCCGCCGAUCAUACAUUCCACGUGUACGUCAUCAGCAAGCCGGUUAUCAUCGCCCAAGACGGCCCGAUUGAUGGACAGGUGCGGUGCAUCGCCGCUGGUUACCCAGUCCCUAGGAUAAGCUGGUACUUCUGUGAGCUGCCCCACACAAGGUGCUCACUCCUCCCCAAUGCCACAGAAUGGGAGAGUCCGGAUGUUGCCAUGGUGACAGACUCCGCUUUUGGUCGGGGCAAAGUGGUGAGCCGGCUGAACGUGAGCACGGAGCAUGCGCACUAUCACACCCUGGAGUGCGUGGCGAGCACGGAGGGGGGAGAGGAGGCCUACACGCUGUUCUCCAUCAGUGAGCGCAUCGUCCCCCAUAAACUCUUCACUCCUCUCCUCACUGGCAUGGUGGCCACUGGCAUCCUGCUCAGCCUCAUUCUAGUGGUGCUGCUCUAUAAAUACGCGCAGAAACCAAAGUUCCAAACCCAGUGGAAGGUCAUCGAGAGUAUCCAUGGCAACAACUACGUAUACAUCAACCCCACCCAGCUGCCGUAUGACUCCAAGUGGGAGUUUCCUCGACAGAAACUACGCUUUGGUAAAACCUUGGGCUCUGGGGCUUUUGGAAAGGUAGUGAGGGCCACAGCGUAUGGACUCUGCUCCGCAGAUACUGUUACAACUGUUGCCAUUAAGAUGCUCAAACCCAAUGCUCACGCUACGGAAAAGGAGGCGCUGAUGUCAGAGCUGAAGGUGCUCAGUUACCUUGGAAACCACGUGAACAUCGUUAACCUGCUGGGGGCCUGCACUGUCGGAGGCCCAAUUUUGGUGAUCACAGAGUACUGUUGCUAUGGCGACCUCCUCAACUUCCUGCGCAGAAAUAGAGAGGCCUUCAUGAACUCCCAAGUUGGGGAUGGUUACUAUCGCAACGUGGCGAACCCAACGGAGCACACAGCGAGCGGAGAGGUGGCUGCUACCGAAUACAUGCCCAUGCGUCCCUCUGAGAAAGAAAGGUCCUUCCAGUCAGUCGACGCAGCGGAGCUGUCUCUGGACCCCGAAGACCUCCUCAGCUUUUCCUACCAGGUGGCCAAGGGAAUGGAGUACAUUACCUCCAAGAACUGUGUCCACAGGGAUCUUGCUGCCAGAAACAUUCUGCUGACUCACGGCAGGGUGGCAAAGAUCUGUGACUUUGGGUUGGCACGUGACAUCACCACUGACGCCAGCUAUGUGCUCCGGGGCAACGCUCGCCUGCCAGUCAAGUGGAUGUCUCCCGAGAGCAUUUUUGACUGUGUCUACACUUUCGAGAGUGAUGUGUGGUCCUACGGCAUCCUGCUCUGGGAAAUCUUCUCUCUGGGUCACAGCCCGUAUCCCGGGAUGCAGGUGGGCUCAGCAUUUUAUAGGAGGAUUCAAGACGGCCACAGGAUGAGCAGGCCCGACUUUGCUCCCAUUGAGAUGUAUGACAUGAUGUUGUCCUGUUGGAACCACGAUCCUUUGAAGAGACCUGCCUUCAGUAAGCUGGUGGAGAGGAAUGAACUACUUCUGUCAGAAAAUACCAGGAAUGUGUACCUGAAACUGAGCAAUGCUCCCGGUCACCCAGACCAGCAGAGGGCGCCAUCACGGAGGCUGAGCUCAGUCUGCAGCACGACAGCCCCAAACCAGCCUUUGCUGCAAAACACUGCAGACGUCUUCCAGGAAUAUGUCUGACACGCUCACGCAC
Molecule: messenger RNA, 3036 nt
Organism: Pungitius pungitius (ninespine stickleback)
Lineage: Eukaryota; Metazoa; Chordata; Actinopteri; Perciformes; Gasterosteidae
Gene: kitb
Product: KIT proto-oncogene, receptor tyrosine kinase b
Exons: 21
Coding region: 150-3023 (957 amino acids)
Biological process (GO): Fc receptor signaling pathway; protein phosphorylation; multicellular organism development
Cellular component (GO): plasma membrane; signaling receptor complex
Molecular function (GO): transmembrane receptor protein tyrosine kinase activity; ATP binding; cytokine binding
Source: RefSeq, a predicted model, not a curated record